AUGUUCAAACAUUGCGUGUUCAUUCCCGUGACUGUGUUGCAGAUUGGUGUCACCCCACCCUACCGACUUACGACUGCACCAAUUGCCUACCUAGCUUUAAUGACACUUUCCUCGACAUUCUUAUGUCAGUCCCGAGGCAUCACAAGGCUUGGAGUUCUCAGAGUGGAUCAGUUUCUUGCAUCUCCGCGAGCUCGAGUUGUGAAUGGAUUCAGCCUUAAACACGACCUACACCUCAUUCCAGCCAACGUCAUCUCGAAAAAGUCUAAGCACAUGAUGGCAACCACUAAUUCUCCGAAAAUUGCACCUUAUGGAACGUGGGAGAGCCCCAUCUCGAUCGAAACGAUCUCGGGGAAGUCGAUUUCCCUACAAGAAUGUGCCGUUUCACCUCUAACUAAGGCAAUUUACCAUCUUGAAGGAAGACCUGCUGAGGCUGGCCGAAGUGUCCUCUGCUACACGCCUUUUAAUUCCUCAAGCAGAUUAGAGGUCAUCCCAAAAGACUAUAACUGCAGAACGAGUAUUCAUGAAUAUGGCGGCGCAGCAUUUAAGCCCUAUCCGGCCGAGGAGGCGGUAGUCUUUACUAUCCCUGGAGAUAGCAGAAGUGUUUAUAAAGUAGCUUUGACAAAGGAUGAUCAUGGAAAUAUCUCCGCCGGGGAGCCCGCAACCUUGGUACCCGGCGUCUCAACCAAACGAUAUGGGAACUUCGCCAUUAAUCCACAAGAUAGCAAGUGGAUUAUAGCUAUCCUAGAAGAACAUCAAGGCUCCCGGCCCGAUCAAGUUGUGAAUAGCCUCGUUUCGAUUUAUGGCGAACCUGGAGAUACAAAGGUUGAAAGCGUAGCAAGGGGGAAAGACUUCUACUCGUCCCCUUCAUGGAGCCCCGACGGAUCCAAAAUUUCUUGGUUGCAAUGGGAGCACCCUGAUAUGCCUUGGACUGGCAGCCAGGUUUGGAUUGCUGAUUGGGUGGAUGGUAGACCGCAAAAUCAGAGAGCCGUAGCUGGAAAGCCUUUGGCGGAGAGCACUAGUCAGCCUAGGUGGAGUCCUGACGGCAAACUAUUCUACUGUAGUGACAAGACAGGAUAUUGGCAACUCUACCAGUUCUUGGAAGAUGGUUCUUCAAAACAUAUUACCCUUGAGGGACUUGACCAUGGAGAGUUUUCCCACGCUGAAUGGCAAAUAGGAUGGCAUUCAUACGACUUUCUUACUUCCACCAAGCUCGUUGCUAACUACACCGCCAAUGCAACAUCGAAGACUAUUCUCAUAGACAUAACAGAUAGUUCUUUCAAAGUCCUCGAUCUCCCCUUCGUUGAUACACAUGCAGCUUCAAUCCAUACUGUGUCGGAAUCAACGUUCACAAUUAUUACUUCAACCGCUUCGACACCAUCUACUCUGUACCUCUGUACAAUAUCUGGAAAAGAAGUGACUUACAAGCAGAUUGCCUGCUCUACGGAGAUAUCGGUUCCCUCAAAUCUUAUCUCAAAUGCCCAGCAUAUAAAAUUCCCUCGUAUCUCAUCCCCAGAGCCUGAUACGGAGGCUUAUGCCUGGUACUAUCCGCCGCAGAAUCCUGAGUAUAAAGCGCCUGAGGGGGCGCUUCCUCCUCUUGUAAUCUCCCUGCAUGGAGGUCCUACAGCACACUCAACUUGCGGACUUGCCCUCCCCAUCCAAUACUGGACCUCCCGAGGAUAUGCCUACGCCUACGUCAAUUACACUGGUUCAACGGGCUACGGUCGAAAGUUCCGUGAUGCCCUCAACACCAAAUGGGGUUUAGCCGACGUGUCCGACGCUGCAGACUGUGUCCAUUAUCUUGUCUCGCAAGGCCUAGUUGACAAAACUCGUGUAGGAAUUGUUGGGGGUAGCGCUGGAGGAUAUGGUGUUCUACAGGCAAUUUGCUCGUACCCCGACAUCUGGGCAGCUUGUGUGAGUAACUACGGCAUUAGUUCUCUCAGAGCUUUGGUCGAGGAUACGCAUAAGUUUGAAAGUCGAUAUAUGGACAAUCUUCUCUGGAAUCUAGAUGCAUCACAAGAGGUCAAAGAUCAAGUACUAGACGAACGAAGCCCAUUGCUAAGAGCUGGAAGUAUCAAGGCACCAGCUUUACUCCUUCAGGGCGUUGAUGAUCGAGUGGUACCAAAAGAGCAAGCUGAGGAGAUGGCCAAGAUUAUCAAGAGCAACGGGGGGGUAGUGGAAGUGGAACUCUUCGAGGGAGAAGGCCAUGGAUGGAGAAAGCAAGAAACAGUUGUUAAAGCAAUCAACUUACAGGAGGAUUGGUGGAGAAGGUACUUGGUGCGGGCUUAG
Molecule: messenger RNA, 2286 nt
Organism: Orbilia oligospora ATCC 24927
Lineage: Eukaryota; Fungi; Ascomycota; Orbiliomycetes; Orbiliales; Orbiliaceae
Exons: 4
Coding region: 1-2286 (761 amino acids)
Biological process (GO): proteolysis
Molecular function (GO): serine-type peptidase activity
Source: RefSeq, a predicted model, not a curated record